Messenger RNA from Rhododendron vialii, 748 nucleotides. RefSeq names its product small ribosomal subunit protein uS13c-like. The transcript has 3 exons. Gene Ontology annotation, cellular component: mitochondrion; ribosome; small ribosomal subunit. Bases 110 to 613 code for a protein of 167 amino acids. Gene Ontology annotation, molecular function: RNA binding; structural constituent of ribosome. The record is from RefSeq and is a predicted model, not a curated record. Lineage: Eukaryota; Viridiplantae; Streptophyta; Magnoliopsida; Ericales; Ericaceae. Gene Ontology annotation, biological process: translation.
AAACACAGGAUAAGAAGAGUUAAACAAGAACAACGCCCUCAUCUUCUCUCUCUCUCUCUCUCUGUGUCUCUCCUCCGGUGGUUCAUUUCGGCCUCAGACAGACAGGAAAAUGGCUCUUCAAGCACUUGCAACACCUUUCCCGCCCUCACUCUCUCUCAUCUCCAACAAACCCACCAGAAACCCCAAUUCUCUCUCUUACCCCACUCCAACCCCUCCCAAGUUCCCUAGACUGACAAUCACUUGCGUGCGAGUGGGAGGCGUGGAGAUUCCGAACAACAAGAGGGUGGAGUACUCCCUGCAGUACAUCCAUGGUAUCGGCCGCACCAGGUCACGCCAAAUCCUGAUUGACCUAAGCAUGGAUAACAAGAUCACCAAGGACUUGAGCGAGGACGAACUCACCUCUCUCCGUAACAAAGUCUCUAGUUACAUGAUCGAAGGCGACCUCAGGCGAUUCAAUGCGGUUGCGAUUAGGAGGUUGAAGGAGAUUCAGUGCUACAGAGGAAUACGACACAUUCAAGGGUUGCCGUGUAGAGGGCAGCACACAAAGAAUAAUUGCCGGACAUUGAAGGGAAAGAGUGUUGCAAUUGCUGGAAAGAAGAAGGCAACUCGUUAAUCCUCGACUGGUCUGUUUUUGUUAUAUUUGUUUCCUAAGAAAUUCUGGCAUGGGUAACCUUGGUGUGGUAGGAAUUCUAAACUACUUUGGAGUUCAGAUUGCUUGAGUUGAAUAUGAGAUCUGGAAUUCAUUUGA